AUGCCAAACCACAGAGACCUGGCUGCCCUGCCGCGAGCCUCAUUUGCAGAAGGCCGACUCGCCUUUUUAGGCGACAUCCCUCUAGACGCCGAAAAGCAGGAGAUCGCAGCCUUUGUUAACAAUCAAGGCUUCAAGAGCGUGACGUUGUACUGGGCCUGCGAGAAACGACUUGAACCCACCGGAUGGAAGCACGAGGGCUAUUGCAUCGCCGAGUUUCUGUCCCGAAACGAUGCCCAAGAGGCAACCAACAAAUUGCCUGAUGCCGUUUUCAAGGACAGGCAUCUCAAGACAGCCGUUCCUCAGCUUCGCAAGCAACCUAGUUCCGAUCCUGUCGUUCCAACCCCCCCUCCCGAGGCGAAAGCCAUCUCCUCCGAGGCGAAAGCCAUCUCCCCCGAGGUGAAAGCCGUCACCAGCGCGCAAGGUGCCGAGCCACGUCUUGUCAAUCCCCCGACGUCGAACCCUCCCCCGGCACAACAACCGCUAGUGAAGACCAUCACUAUUGGACGUGGUUCUGCGAUAGCCACUAGCACCGGCUCCGGCCAUACAAACAAGGCCGACCCUGCAAAGAUCCGUCAAGCUUUGCAAAACCUAAAGUACCCAGACGCGUACAGUUACUCCGACAGCUGGGGCAGGGAUGACAUCGAGGGUGCCGUGAUGGCAAGGAUGAAGCAGCGUGAGAAGGAGUUGAACUCCAGCGGCUCUCUUCUGGGGAGAGAUGGUGACCGUGAUCGCGUCCGCUCACAAGCUGUCCCCUCUCCCUCUCCUGGUGACAAGAAGCAUUGUUCUUCCACCUGGAUCUACGUCACAAAGGUUGAGUCGGAUGAACGAAAAGCACAGAGGAUCACUCUCCCCGAGCUUCCCCUCUACCUGGCAAACGGAUGGCAGGAGUGGUUCAAGUGCCAGAAGCCUGUAGAAGAGGGUACCGACAAGGAUGAGCGAAAGAUAUUGAUGGUUGAGGAUGUCAACACUGUCGACAAUCCCAAGAAUGACACUCUCAAACUGUUCGAUAUCGGGACGGCCAUUUCCCAAAAGGCCGACGGCAUCACCUGGACCCCCGGUCGUGUUCUUGGAGCAACUGAUGGCACCGAGGAGGCUCCCAUGUCGACCUCGAAGACAUUUAUCCCGCCUGAUGCAUCUGGGGCCGACAUGUCUUCUGCUACUUCACGAGGCCAUCAUCAAAAGUACACGCGGCCAUCAAAAGUCGGUGCUGGCUGGGGUGACUACGACCGUUUCCGAGAAUGGCAGUUGCAUGGGCGAAGGGUGGAGGUGGAUUGGGUUGAUAAGAAAAGAUGGGACCCUGAGAAUGGAAACGAGAUUCAGUUCCGUCUCUUGGGAAAAGAUGGCGAGACUCAAGGUGAUCGUGUCACUGCUGACUCUGAUGGGUUUCGGCCAACGUUAAGCGAGUCGACGACCCUCCCAGAGUCACUUUAUGAGAAGUUGACCAAGGCCAAGGCGUCGCGAGAUAAUCACAGGGCAGGUCGAGGUGGUGUUGGACGUGGUGGUGUUGGAAGAGGUGGUGUUGGAAGAGGUGGUGUUGGAAGAGGUGGUGCUGCACGAGGUGGUGCUGCACGAGGUGGUGCUGUGCGAUCUCAAUGGUGA
This is a messenger RNA of Fusarium keratoplasticum, 1599 nucleotides long. RefSeq lists its product as uncharacterized. The record is from RefSeq and is a predicted model, not a curated record. Lineage: Eukaryota; Fungi; Ascomycota; Sordariomycetes; Hypocreales; Nectriaceae. The coding region runs from base 1 to 1599 and encodes 532 amino acids. Gene Ontology annotation, molecular function: nucleic acid binding. The transcript has 2 exons.